Doryrhamphus excisus (bluestripe pipefish) is the source of this 3511-nucleotide messenger RNA. RefSeq names its product cyclin F (gene ccnf). Gene Ontology annotation, molecular function: protein binding. The record is from RefSeq and is a predicted model, not a curated record. NCBI's taxonomy places the organism in Eukaryota, Metazoa, Chordata, Actinopteri, Syngnathiformes, Syngnathidae.
UCGGGGGUGCGGCUAAGAAGUAAGGACUCGUGCUUGAAUUUGAAUUCGGCCGACAAUUUCAAACAUUAGUGUCGCUUCAACCAGGAACAUUGGUUGUUAAAAAAAGUUAUUUACCAUAGAUUACCAUAGAUUCUGUUCUGGUCGUGUGUCCGUCUGCCUAUUCGACACUAACCUUAAAUCGCCGCUGCAGUGCUUGUAAGGUUAGCUAGUGUCAUCGCUGUGGGAAGAGCUACUGUACAUUGAGUACACUUGCAAUGAAAGCCGGUGCAGUCCACUGCCAUUGCUCAAAAUGCUAUUCCAUCCCGGUUCGAAAGAGGGUCCGCUUGCGCACGCCGAAUGUCACCUUGCUGAGCCUUCCCGAGGAGGUCCUCCUAUGUGUCCUCCAGUGUCUCUCCGCUGAUGACUUACUGUCUGUCAGAGCUGUUCAUUCCCAGCUGCGUGACGUUGUUGACAACCACCCCAGUGUUUGGGCCAGGGUCAGCUUCAGAGACACUUGGCCCUCACCUGACAAUUUAUGGUUAUUUGAAAGAGCUGCAGAAAAAGGGAAUUUUGAAGCAGCUGUGAAGUUAGGGAUCGCUUAUUUGUACAACGAAGGACCGCUGCUGAGCGAUGAGGGCCGGGCGGACCUAUGCGGAAGGAAAGCCUCACACUUCUUCAGCCUGGCUGAGGGCCUACGCUCUCCUGCCGCCGAGCCCUUCACCUGGCUGUUCAUCCGCCCACCGUGGUCGCCCACCGGGAGCUGCUGCAAGGCGGUGGUGUUUGACCGCCUCAAGACCAAGUGCGACGACAACGUGGAGAAAAGGGGCCCCCUGUUGCACUGCUUGGCAAGAGUCUUGCAGCUCUUUGAGGAGGGCGAUGUGCGCCGCGAAGCCAUAUCCAUGUUGGAAGAGUCUUCACGGGCGGGCUGUUUGCAGAGCUCCUAUCUUUUAUGGGAGCACAACCGUAAAGCUGCUAUGUCGGAUCCAGGCAGGUACCUCCAGUGUGUUCGAACCCUCAGGGACUACGCCGGGAGAGGAUGCUGGGAGGCGCAGCUCUCCUUGGCCAGAGUGUGCAGCAGCGGCAAUCCGCUGGGCUUGGAGGCCAAGGCUUGCUCUGACUUGGUGGCCCAGCUUUUCAACUCCCCCCAGCAGGCGGCACAGGACGGCAAUCACAGUAUCCUCAAGCGAGGCAUCAAGGACACCAUGAGGUACAUCCUAGUGGACUGGCUGGUGGAGGUGACCACCAUGAAGGACUUCUCCAGCCUGAUGCUGCACGUGACGGUGGGAUGUGUGGACCGCUACUUGGCUCUGCGCUCCGUCCCCAAAGUUCGCCUUCAGCUGCUGGGGAUCGCUUGCAUGGUGGUUUGCACACGCUACAUCAGUAAGGACAUCCUGACCAUAAGGGAAGCCGUGUGGCUCACAGACAACACCUACAAGUAUGAAGACCUGGUCCGAAUGAUGGGAGAGGUGGUGUCGGUGCUGCAAGGGAAGAUCCGGAGCCCCACGCUGCUUGAUUACGGCGAGGUGCUGCUGUCGCUUCUGCCUCUGGAGCGGCGGACCACUCACCUCUUCAGUUACAUCUGCGAGCUGUCCCUGCUCCACUCGGCCCUCGUCACGCCGCCUCCCGCCAAGCUGGCCUGCGCCGUGCUGCUGCUGACGAGAGUGCUGCAUCACUACGCUCCCGUCUGGCCCAGCCAGCUCGUGGACUACACUGGCUUCUCCAAGCAGGACCUCACCCAGCUGGCUGUGAUGCUUUAUGUCAAAUGUUUCAGUCAGGAGGCUCCCAAAGACUACAGACUGGUGUCUCUUACUGGCGUAAAGCAGCGGUUCGAGGACGAUAUCUACCAGCACAUCAGCAGGGAGAAGGUGAUGGAUUAUAAAGAGCUAUGUCAGAUUCUUGAGAUCCCCGAGGUGGAGCCUCAGGUGGAGCCUCCCAGUCCUGUUGGCCAACCAGCAGACAUCCACGCCUUCCUCGCUUCCCCAUCCAGGACCAGUAAAAGGAGGCGCAAUGACGGCACGCACGCCGACAGAGGCAGCCGUGUGACCACGCCCACUGCAGAGCUUUCCAAUCAGGAAGAGACGCUGCUGGACAACAUCCUGGACUGGAGUCUGGACACUUCCUCAUCCGGCUACGAGGGCGAUCAAGAGGAGAGUGAGGGCGAGAAAGAUGGCGAUUUUUCGGUGAUAUCCAUCCAGCUGGACCCCGUCAGCGAGGCAGACAGCGGACGAGAACACUGCCGCGCUCUGUCCAGCGACGAGGACAGCUUCAGCGAGGCGGACAGGGGGGAACACAAGCAAGACCCGGAUGCCUUUUGCUACACUUCGGGCUACUCGUCGGUGCAGAGUGUCAGUCCGUCGUCCACGUGCUCCUCCUCCUCGUCCUCGCUUGUCCCGUGUUCUCUCAAGACUUUUACCGCUUCCUCCGCCUCUGCUCAUUCCCAGCCGGGCUUCCGCCUUUUGGUGCCCAUGCAGAGGCCUCGCGGCCACUCCAGCAAGCCAGUCAAGAGGAAGAACUCUGCUGCGCAUAGUGGCGGCGAGGCAGGAGAAGAGGAAGAAGAAGAAGAAGAGGAGGGAGAGGUGGGGGAAGAUGAGCAGUAUUCAGCCAAAGUUGGUUUUCGGAUUCUAUAGACACUUGACCACUUCCUCAGUUAUUAUCCUACAGCAGCACUUUUUCCCCCCUCAUCCUCUGUAAAGUGGGCCGUUUGUGCUUAUGAUGUGAGGUUAAAGAUAAGGGAAAUUAUGUGAAAGGUUCUGUAGAAUGGCAUCAAGUACACAAACAAUCCUAAUGUGGACCACAUCCUACCUAACCCAGGCCUAAAUCUUGCUAGCGGUUUUAUCACUAGCAGCUCGUAUUGCCGUUUACACCACUCAGUGCUGCAAAAAAUUAGUCAAAUGGUGCGACUCAGGACGUCCAGCAGGAAACCUUGGAAAAUAGAUGCUUUUUUUUUUUUUUUGUAUGCACUGUCCGUACAAGCCUGCCUUGUAUUUGCUGGAUGGCAGCUGAGCACUGAACUUGUAUGCCAAAGGUACUGCGGUGUUACCAUUACUAGUUUUCUGUCCGCUUAUUGAUUUCUCAUCCAAACCAAAUGCCACGUAUUUAUUUUUCAUAAAAACAACUCUGGUAUCACCACCAGAGUGAAGUGGAAGAUAUAAGCAUUUGAUGUGUUGUUUUGUACGUAUGACCUGACACUGCCUCCAUGUCAGAAAAGUUCACACAGCAAAAGGGAACAAAUGAUGUGCUUUUGUGUUUUUUUUUAUGCCUUACAUGAGCACAUCAGGGCAACACUACUGCAGAUGAAUGAGAAAAUCACAUGAAAGCAGUUCACCUGCUUUGCUGUGUUCAUGUACAUGCAUAGUACUUUUAUGUAUGGUAAUGUACAUAGUACUGUUAUGUCGAACAAACAUGCCACUACUUACUUGAAAUUUUUUAAUUUACCAUUUCACAUUAGGGUGUGUGUUUUUUUUUCUACAGUCUGAAUUUCCCCUUGACCCACUUGUGAUGUCACAGAGUCCUGUCCAAAGCCUUUUUCAAA